AUCUAUUUAACCAUUCCAUCCCUCCCAAAAUCCAACCUUCGCCGGCCCCCCUUCUUCUUCCUCCUCCAAACUUCUCCCCCCUCUUCUUCACAGUGUACGAAACCAUGGCGAAGAAAAAGCAGAGUAGCUCUGCUUCAAACGAAGAGAGCAAAGGAAGUAGCAGAGAAAGCAACAAUGGCGUGGAGAAGUUGAGGAAGAGCAGGAAAAGCGUGCCCAGAGACUUUCCCUCCCAGAGAAGCUCCGUUUAUCGCGGUGUAACCAGGCACAGGUGGACUGGCAGAUAUGAGGCUCAUCUCUGGGAUAAGAAUUGCUGGAAUGAAUCGCAAAAUAAGAAAGGAAGGCAAGUUUAUCUCGGAGCAUAUGAUGAAGAAGAAGCUGCAGCCCGAGCUUAUGAUUUGGCUGCAUUGAAGUAUUGGGGCCACGACACCACCCUGAAUUUUCCUCUAUCAAACUAUGAAGAAGAGGUGAAAGACAUGGAUGGGCUGUCCAAGGAAGAGUAUAUUGGCACUUUAAGAAGGAAAAGUAGCGGAUUCUCAAGAGGAGUAUCUAAAUACAGAGGAGUGGCAAGACAUCAUCAUAAUGGAAGAUGGGAAGCUCGAAUUGGUCGCGUAUUUGGCAACAAAUAUUUGUAUCUUGGAACAUACGCCACACAAGAAGAGGCUGCAAUUGCUUAUGACAAAGCAGCCAUUGAAUAUCGUGGUCUCAACGCAGUCACCAAUUUCAAACUCAGCCACUACAUAAAAUGUAUUCCUCCCAACUCUGAAAACAACAUGGAUAAAACAAUUCAUGAACAACAGAAUGAAGCUGAAUCAUCCUUGCCGGCCAUUAAUCUCCUGCUUCAAUCAUCGAAGUUGAAGGAGAUGUUCGAGAGAAGAACGAUGACGGCCGAGCUGCCAUCUUCUUCGCCAGAAUGUUCGGAUGGCAGACAGUCGUCUCGAUGCAGCUUUCCGGAAGAUAUUCAGACUUACUUUGAGUGCAAUGACAAUGGAAGUUUUGUUGAGGGAGAUGGCACAAUAUUUGGAGAGAUUAAUGCAUUUGGAGCUCCCAUUUUUCCAUGUGGGCUUGACUUAUGAUCCUUGGUAUCUUUAUUAUUU
Molecule: messenger RNA, 1094 nt
Organism: Phalaenopsis equestris
Lineage: Eukaryota; Viridiplantae; Streptophyta; Magnoliopsida; Asparagales; Orchidaceae
Product: AP2-like ethylene-responsive transcription factor At1g16060
Exons: 8
Coding region: 105-1073 (322 amino acids)
Biological process (GO): regulation of DNA-templated transcription
Molecular function (GO): DNA-binding transcription factor activity; DNA binding
Source: RefSeq, a predicted model, not a curated record